AUCGCGCGCUGCAUGUCGAAUAUCAUAGUAGUUAGUCGGCUAUCGGACUCGAGUCGUUCAAGGUAUCUAAAGAAAAGUCGAAUGUCUUCCGCUUCUUUCGGUGGUUACACGUCCGUCACGUUCGGGCAUUGCCGUAUCUGGUACUUUAUCAAUGAAUAAUUCAACUAUUUCACCCAUGCUGAGAACCACUGACAUUUCGUAUAAUUCAUGCCAAGGCGGAGACGAGCACUCCGUAGAUGUGUUAUGUGGUUCAAUUCGAAGACUUCCUCGAUUGUUGCUCGGGGAUAUCUAGAGAUCGUACGUGAAAUCUAUGUCGGUGGUAGACGUGGUGGGGUAAACGACUUAUUAACAUCGCAAGUAUCGCGAAAACGAUUCUACAACGGGAGUGCCGGUGCAUGAGUGGUUUAGUGAUCAAUGAACUCUGCGGUGCUGUAUAUUGGGGCGUGCUGCCAGUGGUACCCAUUAAGCCGGCAGAUAUGACAACAUAAUAGAAAAUUAUAAAUUAAAUUUUCCAUAAGGAAAUAAAUAGAGGUGGUCAAGAGAUGAUGAACGAUAUAGAAAGUAUAAGCAUGAAGGGCAGUGGAGGAUCUAAGAUGCCUCACAGUCAUUCGACUCCGGCAGGUGUAGACGGAGGUAGUAGAACUCCUCCUACGACACCUAGAAAAGCCGGGAAGAUGCUUGCUGUUCGUGUACAAAUGUUGGAUGAUACAAUUACAAUGUUUCAAGUUCAGGCAAAAGCAUUAGGAAGAGUGUUAUUCGAUCAGGUUUGCAAGCAGCUACAUCUUUUGGAAGCUGAUUAUUUCGGUCUCGAGUAUCAGGAACCUAAUGGAACAAAAUACUGGUUAGAUUUAGAGAAGCCUGUUUGUAGGCAAGUAGGAUUGUCUUUAAUCGAUCCUCUUUUGAGAUUUUGCGUGAAAUUUUAUACGCCAGACCCAGCACAAUUGGAAGAGGAGUUUACAAGAUAUUUAUUUUGCCUUCAAAUCAAACGAGAUUUAGCUCAAGGUUUAUUACAGUGCAAUGAUAAUACAGCAGCUUUGAUGGCCAGUUAUAUCGUUCAAGCCGAAUGUGGAGAUUACGUAAUAGAGGAUUAUCCGGAUCACACAUAUUUGUCAACAUACAAAUUUGUGCCUCAUCAAGAUCAAGAAUUGGAACGUCGCAUAAUGGAGAAUCAUAAGAAACACGCCGGUCAAUCUCCGGCAGAAGCGGAUUUGAAUCUGUUAGAAACGGCGCGUCGCUGCGAGUUGUACGGAAUGAAAAUGCAUCCGGCAAAAGAUCACGAAAGUGUACCUCUGAAUCUGGCAGUGGCACACAUGGGAAUUGUAGUCUUUCAAAAUUACACCAAGAUAAAUACGUUCAGUUGGGCGAAGAUUAGGAAGAUCAGUUUUAAAAGGAAACGAUUUUUGAUCAAACUUCAUCCAGAGGGUUACGGUUAUUACAAAGAUACGGUGGAGUUCUUUUUCGAGGGUCGUAACGAGUGUAAAAAUUUCUGGAAAAAGUGCGUAGAGAAUCAUGGAUUUUUCCGUUGCUCGGUGGUAAAGCGAGUGGUACGGCAGAAAACCCGUGUUCUCAGCCGCGGCUCGUCGUUUAGGUACAGCGGCAAAACUCAGAAGCAAAUCGUUGAAUUCGUACGAGACAAUUACGUGAAGAGGCAGACGUUUCAAAGGUCCAAUUCGUUCCGGCAGACUAGCAGUGGUAGGGCAUUGCAGGGCUUGGAGGGGGGAGGUUAUCGUGGGGCCACUCCAAGCAGCUCCCUUAUGGGCAGCUCCAGCAUCUCUGCCCACCCCCUCCUGCCCCUCGGCGAUCCUGCACUGGAAACCCCAGCUCUGUCUCUAUCAUGCGGCUCGAUGACACUGGAUUCUCCGACGACUGUGACGAGUGUCUCGAUGGGAGGGACGAUUCACCGUCGCGAAGACACAGCUACGUCGUUUCGGACACUUACGUCCAUCGACGUCCAUUCCCCGGCCACACCCAGCCAGGUCCCAGCGCCGCGGCAGAUGCUUCUUACCAGCCAGCAACGGAUUUCAUCAGCAGAUACCGAGACAGAUAAGCAGGGGACACCAAAGAAACAGGAGAACAAUAAUUCCAUGUACUCCAAUGAUAAAUCACCGGAGAAACGUACGAACGGUGUGCUGGACACUAGUAACACGAGUAUGGUGAACACUCCGGAUCUUAGCCCCGUGAAAAAUGUACGGAACGGAGAGCUGGAGGAUCCGGAAGUCCGAAAAACUAAGAGAUGGCCUACCGACAAGGCGUACUACAUAGCGAAAGAGCUCUUAAUGACCGAACGAACCUACAAGAAGGACCUCGACGUGAUAAACGUGUGGUUCAGGGAAGAGGUAUCUCGAGAGACGGGAUUAGAGGGCGAAGCGGUUGUUUCGCUGAUCGAGCUUUUAGCGGACGUUCACGGUCCUUGCCUUCAAGAAAUGGAGUCCAGAUUGGAACGAUGGGAGAGUAACGCUCGUCACAACAUCGGUGAUUUUCUCUACAACACCUUGUUGAACGUCCUACCGCUUUACGAUCAAUAUCUGGAGAACCUAAUACCCGUACUCGAGAAGAUGGAAUAUUAUACGAGGACGUCGCGACGGUUCGAUCAACUCUGCCGGGACUUCGAAGCACAGAAACAUUGUUAUCUACCCUUAACUUCAUUCCUUUUAAAGCCGUUGCAACGAUUGUUGCAUUACAACAGUAUUAUCGAUAGAUUAUUAGAUCAUUAUCCGAAAGAUCAUACAGAUUUCGAGGAUUGCUUGGCAGCUAGAGAUCGUUUAGGAGAAACACUGCUGGAAGGUCUUAGUAUAAUUAAUCAAGCAGAGAAUCUGGUUCAGUUAUGCGAGAUGCAAAGGGACAUCAGCGGUUUCGACAACCUGGUCCAGGCAGGUCGUAGAUUCAUUAGACAGGGCUGCUUACAGAAAUAUAGUCGCAAAGGUUUCCAACAAAGAAUGUUUUUCUUGUUCUCAGACAUAUUACUGUACACAUUCCGUACUCAACAACCGACCCAAUGCUUCCGGGUCCACGGUCAGCUUCCGUUGAAAGGAAUGAAGAUCCGUGAAAGCGACAACAAGACCGGAUCAGACUUUGCGUUUGUAAUAGACGGUCAGGGAAAUCAAUCUCUGACGGUUGCCGCUAGCAACGAAGAGGAAAAGGAGAGAUGGUUGGAAGAUUUGUCUCAAGCCAUAGCGCAAGCUGACGCGGAUCCAAAAAUGCCUUACAUGAACCUGAGAUCUUGUAGUUCGGCUGACGAAAUGGGUGACGGUGUUGGAUUAGAAGGGGACAGAGGAAGUUGCGGGGGUGCGAAGGAUUCUCAACGAAGCAACACCACCGUCCACGUUUGCUGGCAUCGAAACACCAGUAUCAGUUACAGCGAUCAAUUGCGAGCGUUUCAAAACCAACUCAGCGGAUUUCUGUUACGGAAAUUCAAGAACAGCAACGGUUGGCAAAAACUCUGGGUGGUAUUCACGAAUUUUUGUUUGUUCUUUUACAAAUCGCACCGAGACGACUUCCCGUUGGCUAAUCUGCCGUUGCUCGGUUACACCGUGACCACGCCGUCCGAGAAGGACGGCAUCAACAAGGAUUUUGUUUUUAAGCUACAAUUUAAGAACCACGUUUAUUUCUUCCGCGCUGAGAGCGACUACACCUUUGGGAGGUGGAUCGAAGUGAUCCGAAGCGCUACCCAACAGAGCCACGUGUCGAUAAACUUCAUAGGAAAGGAAGGAUAUUAACGCGAAGAAUGUUGUUUUCAAAGGUUUUUAAUUUUAUAACGUAGUAUUUAAAGCGAAGAAAUCUCAAGCAUCCGUCAGGGAAGUAACUCGUCGUGUACGGGACGAACGUAAAUGAAACUUUGCGGCCUUAUUCGUGAAUUCAAAUCAAAUCGUUGCGAUCGAAACUGUGAUCGACAAUCAAAUCGAAUAUCGGAAAUGUUCAGGAAUGCAUUUAACCGAUUCUGCUUUUCGAAGCCCGAUAUCAAAACACAUCGCGUUCUUGUCGUUUUCCUUGAACUUUGAUGACUGACGCGUUCGCGUAGAUACGCUUUUAGCUGAUAAUUGGGAUAUAAAUAAUCAUUGUUUAGAUCCGGACGUAUCGCGUUCGUUCGAAACAUUUUUACGAAAACGGAUAGAAAAAUCGUCUGUCCAGAAUUGCUAGAUAUUAACGUAAAACCUUGGACCAAUUUUAUAUAACAUAAUUUCAUUAGCGAUUCGCGUGUCUUGAUGGAAAGAAAAGACAAUAAUUUUUCGUUAGCGUACUAGCGUUGUUUCUCGUUGCUAAAUGAAUAUUAACGAACGACGCGGCGGAGACAUUUUCUCUCGCUCUAUUAUUAGUAAGAUUUGUAAUUUAACACGUUUUCUUGUUACGUAUUUAACCGUGAUUCUUUCGAGGCAAUAUUACGCAAAGACUGGCUACGCGAUUUCAAUAGAUAAAAAGAGAAAGAAUGUUCACCAUGCGGGUAAGCAUUUCUUUUUAUGGCGGGAGAAUCUACGAGACGACAUGAAUAUACAUAUCUACUACGUAAACGACGCGACAAAGAGAUGCGAGUAAUUUAACGGUUAUCUGUUUUUUAGUUAUUACGAUUGUUUUGUUAUAAUAUAGAAUUUAAUCGAUAAUAUAUAUAUACAUAUAUAAAAAUCAAAGAAGAGAAUUAGUUUUAUACCGAAAGAAUCGUACUCAGAAGCGCGUAUUCGACGCCGAUAGACACGUCUAUCCAAGUUUCUCUUCCGGAUAUGUGUAACACCCGUUAUUUUCGACAAUUUAUUCGUGUACCUGGCGCGGACGAGCGCCCGUUCGAAUUGCCAAAUUUGUACGUUUAUUUGAAAAAAGCAACAACGUAACGUUCUGUAACGUAAACGUUAAACACGUCGUUAUGUAACAUUAUGUAUCGAUAUUUCGCAAUAAACGUACAUUAAUACUUUUAA
Molecule: messenger RNA, 4904 nt
Organism: Osmia bicornis bicornis
Lineage: Eukaryota; Metazoa; Arthropoda; Insecta; Hymenoptera; Megachilidae
Gene: Cdep
Product: FERM, ARHGEF and pleckstrin domain-containing protein 1
Exons: 21
Coding region: 543-3716 (1057 amino acids)
Cellular component (GO): cytoskeleton
Molecular function (GO): cytoskeletal protein binding; guanyl-nucleotide exchange factor activity
Source: RefSeq, a predicted model, not a curated record